Molecule: messenger RNA, 741 nt
Organism: Penicillium olsonii
Lineage: Eukaryota; Fungi; Ascomycota; Eurotiomycetes; Eurotiales; Aspergillaceae
Source: the annotation of a GenBank genome assembly
AUGGAGAAUGAGAGAGAGUUGCAAGCACAACAGACUUCUCAAGAACCAGAAUCUACCCUGAGACAUUGUGCAGCGCCGGACUUUACUAUUCUUGCUCUGUUUAUACAGGAGCAGCAGCAGCGGGAUGAGAGGAAGGCAGGAAAACGUCUAAGACGUCCAGAAAUCUAUCAAUUUUUGCGACUUUUUGAGUCUGCGGCGCAUAAAAGCUAUGUCGGAAAUCCAGAUGCAGAUCAUCGACUGACACUCGUGAAGUUGAAUGUCUUUCGUGCCUUUGUGAGCAAUAUCACUAUAUUGGGAUACACCCGAGAGUGGAUGACGGAUGAUUCCCUAUCGAGAUUCAGUGUCUCUGGGCCGCAUCCAGGCCUCUCACAGGGGGACCUUCCGGCAAGCCUUCAACCGACCUCUCUGCAGCAGACCCGGCCACACCACCCAUGGCUGGAUUUCUUUCCGUUUCCAAAGGUCAGAGAUAUCUUGAUUGCCCAUGAAGAUGAUAUGGAUGAUGUUCAAUUGUGUCGUGAUCUGAUGGGCUUUUAUACCAUGCCUUCAGAGGAAGACAAUUGCAUACUUGUAUGGGGUGACCCAUGGAAUCCGAUGAACUGGGAGGUCACCGAGACAUUCCUUCGCAAAUGGGGAUGGAUCGUGAAAGGUUGCCCGGAGAUCAUCUGGUCGACGAACCAUUGGCGACGGAUCAGGGGCCAGCGAAGAAUCAGGUGGAAGAACACUGUGGAAAUGCAUUCGUGA